ACAUAAAUUUCUCAAAUUUUGAUCAAAAUUCUCGUAUUAAAAAUCUGUGAUAGAAUAAAUUUUGUGAUAAAAUGAAAAAUUAACAAAACAAAAAAUUCAAAAUUUAUAAAAUUCAUCAAAAUUACUUGUAAAUAUCAUCAAAAUCAAUCAAAAAACAAAAAACCGGCUGAAAAAUGACUUUCGAAUUCACCAAAACACGGGAAAUGAUCCCGGAGCUUCCAGAUGUCUACUUUUUGGGUCAAAAUCACUUCGGGCAGUUCAAGAAAAGUAUCAAGGAUGAAAAAUUUUACGAAAAGAUCGAUUGGAGCCAAUUCAGUGAAAAUCCGUUCUCAAACAUCCUAAAUUUUGAUAUUGCUGUUACUGUCAACUACUCUGCCAUUGCCGUAGAUUCUAAACUUUUCAUUUCAACGAUUGAUUUGAAGGAAAAUGUCAUUUCCGAUGAGAAACCGCUUCUUACGAAGACUUUUUCCUUUGAUUCUUUAAUCUCCAAAGUCUCUGCUAAUACGAGUUAUUGUUUAAUUUUACUGGAAAAUGGAGAUUUAUUCCAAAUUAUGAUUGGAACUUUCGAAAAAAGGCAAAUUUCUUGCUUGAAUGUUGAAGUUACGCCAGAAAAAAAGUCAAUUUUUGUUGAAAAUCGAAAUUCCGUUCGAAAUUUAGAGAAAAUUGUUGAUAUCGCGUGUGGCGAAACCGUUUGCGUUGCUGUGACAAACCUCAAUGCAGUUUAUAACAUCCCGAAUUUGACUUUUAACUUCCCAAAACACACAAAAAUUCGUAAAAUCUGUUGCGGAAAUGAACAUUCGAUGAUUUUAACAGCAAAUGGCGAUGUUUUUACUUGGGGAACCGGCUUAAGAGGGCAACUUGGACACGGCGAGAUACAAAAUGAAGAAGUUCCAAAGCUGGUAGAAGGCUUGGCAGGGUUAAAAGUCGUCGAUAUCAGUGCCGGAGGAUGGUCUUCAGCUGCAAUCACGUCUUUUGGUGACUUGUAUAUGUGGGGAUGGAACUCCCACGGGCAAUUAGGCUUCCGAGUUUUUGAUGUUUCGAGUCCUUCAACCCAAAAUCCGUCGAAAAAUCAAACUGUUUACACAAUUCCAACCUUAGUAAGUCUCGACGACGAAGAAAGUGACGAACCUUCUCUCGAAAUCUCUUGUAAAAAGGUCUUUUGCGGGUCAAAACACACCUUAGUCCUUACCGAAGAUGGAAAAUUAUUCGUUACCGGCUCAAAUGUGUACAAACAAUUAGGACUAGAGGAAAAUUUUAAACCAAAUUCAUUGAAAAAGGAUCAAUUUUUAGACAAUUUUACAGAAUUACAACCAAAAUUACCGAAAAACGUCAAAAAUUAUAAAAUUUCUUGUGCAUAUUCGUGCACUUUGUUCAUUGAAAACAAAUAAAAAUGAUUUA
Messenger RNA from Culicoides brevitarsis, 1398 nucleotides. Its product is annotated as E3 ubiquitin-protein ligase HERC2. The record is from RefSeq and is a predicted model, not a curated record. The coding region runs from base 174 to 1388 and encodes 404 amino acids. The transcript has 2 exons. NCBI's taxonomy places the organism in Eukaryota, Metazoa, Arthropoda, Insecta, Diptera, Ceratopogonidae.